AUUAAUUCAUUUUAUUUGUUGGGAAGGUCAAAUUGUUUCAUUGAAUAACGCAGACCUUUUAGAGACUACUUUACAAGGUCAAAUUAUUAAAUUGGAUUAAAAGAAGAUGUAAUUACAAGUUACAACGAAGAGAAAAUUGAAGCGGAGAAAAAUCUAUCUAGAAUUUAACUCUAGAAAAGCUAGAUAUUCUCCGGUCUCAUCUGAAACAUAAAACAACCUGUGGAUUUCUUAGCAAUGACGUAACGUUCCCCACGCAGCCUUCCACCAGGUCUCCUCCACAGUUCGAGAUACACACACACGUUAACAGCGUUGAACGGCGCGCGUUAAAACGUAUUUUUUGCGGUGUUUACCCCAUUCAAAAGUAGUUUUUAAAAUUGUACCCGAAAUGUUCAACGAAACGUAAUAACAACUUCAUCGCUAAACCUUACUUUAUUGCAAGAAAGAACGUUUUUUUUAAUCUUAUUAAAAUAUAAAAGAAAUGGCAAGGAUUAAGGAGGAUGAAACGAGGUCGUUGUGGCCAAAACACCCCUCCAGUCAAGAUAUAAGAAUGGAUGAAUUAUCAGAUACAAUGGGAAAAGGUAUGACGACCCGCGUUAAUAAAAAUCAUUACGUAGCUAGGAGACCCGCGGCGGAGUCGCCGAUACCCGUUCACGUGCCAAGAAGUGUUUAUUCGGAUGGCGAGGAAAGUCAAAGAGCGCCUUCAGAAAGAACUCUAUCAGAAUAUACGCCAUAUAAUGUUGUAAAUGAACGAGAAGCCAGAAGAUAUCACCACGCCAGAAAUCCACCAAGAGCUUCUUCUGCCUUAAGCAGAGGCAGUGGUUACGAUGAUAAUGGAUCCGAUAUUUAUGUUACAAGUGGAGCCUAUAAAGCACCAUCAGAAUUUAGUCGCGGUUCACGAUCAAGAGGAGCUCCUAGUCACUAUUCAUACAGAAGUGGAGUAGCCCCAUCGGUUGCAAGUACACAAAAAACAAGAAAUUCACGCAAAGGUGGCGUCACAGUUGAAACGAUGGCCGCACCAAACCCCUUUUGUCCAAACAUAAAAGGAAUGUGCUGUUUGAUGCUUUUAUUAAACUUGGGUAUCGUUUUGGUAACUUUGGGAUUCGUGAUAGUUAUCCAAUUUUUCGAACCGAUUUACGUUUGGGUGCUAGGAAUAAUAUUUUUAAUAGUUGGGUUUCUAACGUUAAUCGCAAGUAUAAUAUAUUGCGUCGUUAUAUGUCGAGAUUUUAAAUCGCCGAAAGACGUCAAUCCGGAAGAUUUUUAUUGGACACAUCAUUGGCAAAAAACUUUUGGAACUCCCGAAAUUAAUUACAAAACCGAGGAAAAGUAUCCGGAUGAUCGGUAUAGCGAUCGAUAUUCAGUGAGUAAACUUUCAUCGAAAUACUCGGAUCGGAAUCAGAGAUAUUAAGAAGAUUUUACGAAAACAAUUUUGAUUUUUAACAUUUCUUUUUUGUUACU
This is a messenger RNA of Onthophagus taurus, 1455 nucleotides long. Lineage: Eukaryota; Metazoa; Arthropoda; Insecta; Coleoptera; Scarabaeidae. The record is from RefSeq and is a predicted model, not a curated record.